AUGAGACUCACGCAAUUAUCCUUCGCCGUGCUCCUUAGCAUCGGCCUCGUCGCCGCUCUGCCACGGCUCAGUAGCCGUAAUGCCGAGAACAAGCACUCCGCCCGAGACCUCACCGCAGUCAGCGAGGAGGCAUUUGACAACUACGUUAAAUACCUUGUCAGACGCGCCGAAGACGAGCUCAGCGAGGCUGUCUCCGCUAACCUCCUCGUGACGCGGUCUGACAAGCACAUCGAUGGGGAAGACAGCAGCGACGACGAUAGCCAGAGCGACGAUGGUGACGCCAGCAGCGAUGAUAAUAGCGACUCGGACUCAGAUAAGGAUGACGAUGACAGCGAUAGCGAUGACGACGACGAUGAUAGCGACAGCGACGACGAUGACAAGACCACCACUAAGAAGACGACCAGCACCACCAAGAAGAGCACGACGAGUCCCACCAAGACCUCCACGAAGACCACAUCAACCACCAAGACUACCAGCACCACGAAGACUACUUCCUCGCCUACAAAGACCUCGAAGACGACUACUUCACCCACGAAGACCACGAUGACAACGAAGACGACUUCGACCACCAAGAAGCCUAGCCCUACCCCAACUACCACGAAGCCGCACUGUGAGUUCCAUAUACCUAUUACGCUUGAGCCAAGCUUUUUCGGCUGUCCAUACUUUGGAGAUAGCUGCUAA
Messenger RNA from Coniosporium apollinis CBS 100218, 681 nucleotides. RefSeq lists its product as uncharacterized. Lineage: Eukaryota; Fungi; Ascomycota; Dothideomycetes. Bases 1 to 681 code for a protein of 226 amino acids. The record is from RefSeq and is a predicted model, not a curated record. The transcript has a single exon.